Molecule: messenger RNA, 1971 nt
Organism: Guillardia theta CCMP2712
Lineage: Eukaryota; Cryptophyceae; Pyrenomonadales; Geminigeraceae
Exons: 17
Coding region: 25-1824 (599 amino acids)
Biological process (GO): glycolytic process
Cellular component (GO): cytosol; cytoplasm
Molecular function (GO): magnesium ion binding; potassium ion binding; pyruvate kinase activity
Source: RefSeq, a predicted model, not a curated record
AAAGCGCCAAGUCAGGUCUCUUGCAUGGCGUAUCAGCGAUCACUAGUAUCGUUACUUGCUAUGCUUGUCCUGUACCUGCGCUUCUCUCUUUCGUACAGACUUUCCAGCACGUCAUUCAGGUUGCAACGUCCGUCCUCGUCUUGUCUUCGCCCUUUCAGCAUCCGGCCUCAUGGAGCAAAACCGAUCUUCGGGAGAGGGAAAAGGCACACUGAUUUGAUAAGAAUGCAAGGCUUGUCUCCUCUGUUGUCUGACAUGGAGAAGAGAGCUUCGUUUGACAAGACCCACCCAAGAUGGAAGAAGCAUACAAAGCAGAUAGCCACAGUAGGGCCCGCUAGCAGCUCCAUAGAGAUGCUCGAAUCGCUUUUCCUUGCUGGAGUGGAUGUGUUUCGUCUCAACUUCUCCCAUGGAUCCCACGAGGAGAAAGCCAAGAUCGUGAAGUUAAUCAGAGAGCUCGAGAAGAAGUUCGAUCAUCCAAUCGGAAUCCUUGCAGACUUGCAAGGCCCAAAGCUGAGGAUCGGCAAGUUCAAAGAAGGCGCUAUCGUCCUUGAAAGGGGACAGAGAUUCGUGUUUGACAUGCAGGUCGAGGAGCUGGGCGAUGAGCAGAGAGUUUCCCUUCCUCAUCCAGAAAUCAUCUCCACCCUGCGUGAGGGCGACAUCCUCUUGCUCGACGACGGCAAGCUGAGGCUCAGAGUUCUUUCCUCCCCUUCCUCCCCUUCUUCUACUUCCUCCCCUUCCCCGGAGCGGGUAGAGUGUGAGGUGUUGGUCGGAGGACGGCUAUCAGACCGCAAGGGAGUAAACACUCCCUCCAUCGUCCUCCCCAUCUCCCCCCUCACCGCCAAGGACAGGAGCGACCUCGUGGCUGCUCUUGACAUGAACGUGGACUGGGUGGCGCUGAGCUUCGUCCAGAGGGCAGAGGACAUGCACGAGCUGCGAGGCCUCGUGGGGAGCAGAGCAAGCAUCAUGGCCAAGAUAGAGAAGCCAGCGGCAGUGCAGAGCCUCUCGGACGUCGUGGCCGCCUCUGACGCAUGCAUGGUAGCACGGGGGGACCUUGGGGUGGAGUGUGCGCCGGAGGAGGUGCCCAUCAUUCAGAGGAAGAUCAUCGACGAGUGCAGGAGGAUGGGCAGGCCGGUGGUGGUGGCGACUCAGAUGCUGGAAUCCAUGAUCGAACACCCCGUGCCUACCCGAGCAGAGGCGAGCGAUGUCGCGACCGCGGUCUUCGAUGGUGCAGAUGCCGUUAUGCUCUCUGCAGAGAGCGCUUCAGGCAAAUAUCCUAUCGAGAGCGUCCAGAUGCAGCAGCGAGUCAUCGACCGGGUGGAAGAGAGCGAGCAUUACUUCUCCAUGGUGAAAUCACGCGUCUCAGCUGAUAUCUCCCGGGACCACUUGGCAUAUGAUGCCAUCUCUCAAGCUGCAAGCUCCCUCGCCCUUGAAAUGCAGGCGCAGGCUGUCAUCUGCUUCACCUCAACAGGAGGAACGGUCUCACGGGCAUCAAGGAUGAGAAUGACUGUACCCAUCGUCGCUCUGACCCCGAGGAUUCGCAUAGCUAGGAGGAUGAGCCUUUUCUGGGGAGUCUACCCCACCUUCAUGACCAUGGAGCCUAACGACACGUUCGACAACAUGCUCAAGCGUGCCUGCCGUCUUGCUGAGAUCCAAGGAUUUGCCACUGACCCCAAGGAUCUCUUCAUAGUCACAGCGGGACUUCCUUUCGGACAAAAAGGAGCUGCUAAUGUUGUUCGCAUCCUGCCAGCCUCCGGGCCGCAGGCAUGGAUCGAUCCGUCCAGCGACUCUCACACUGAGUGGAGCAGCUCGUCAAGCGAGACAGACUGAUGGCCGCCGAGCUUGUCAGGCCGUCAGUAGCCGUCAGAGGUGGUGUGGUGGAGUAUGAUUUGGGUGAUGAAGGGAUCAUCAGGAGGGAGGGUGGUGAGUUUGUUGCUCUUGUGUUCAUGCUCGAUUUUAGCUAAAUCUACAAGAGAG